Messenger RNA from Danaus chrysippus (African queen), 1863 nucleotides. The record is from the annotation of a GenBank genome assembly. NCBI's taxonomy places the organism in Eukaryota, Metazoa, Arthropoda, Insecta, Lepidoptera, Nymphalidae.
AUGUCUGACAACAUAGAAAACUCCGACGCGCCUAGCUCACCAAAAAUUGAAUUUAAAAAGCCAAUACUUUUCGGAAAGAUUGGUAAACUACCGAAAAAGUCGAAAGCGGAGCCUAGUACAGAAACAGAAGAAAAGAAAGAAGAUGAAAAAAGUGAGAAUAUUAAUGAAGGCAACUCCAAAAGUUCGUUACCGCCUGCAGUUUUGCUGAAAGAAUUGUCUACUCCGAUACCAUACAAGGAGCCUAAAUGGUCUGGAUUUUGUCCUGAUGGAUCCGACUAUGCAUUAGAAGUAUUGAAAUCCGGUAUGAUCAUGGAAAAAAUUGAUCUUACGAAGAAGUCAUAUUAUGUUUUUGGACGUCUUGCAAAUUGUGAUGUUGUUAUGGCACACCCAACUAUAUCCAGACAUCAUGCCGUUCUCCAAUACAAAGCCUUCGCUAAUGAUGAUGAACCAGCAUCUGGUUGGUAUUUAUUCGACCUCGGGAGCACCCACGGCACAUUCUUAAACCGGGAUAGGAUAAAAGAACAACAUUACACAAGAGUCAGGGUCGGACAUCAGAUAAAAUUUGGUUCAAGCACCAGAACUUACAUUGUAUUGGGUCCAGAUUUUGAUGCCGAUGGUGAAUCGGAAUUAACAGUCACCGAAAUAAAACAGAGGGCGCUUAACAUGAAGUUAGAAAGAGACAGAAUGAUAAAAGAAGCCAUAGAACAGAGAGAGAGAGAUAGAGUGGAGGAGGAAAAGAGGAGGGAGGAACAAGGAAUUGACUGGGGAAUGGGCGAGGAUGCUGAUGAUGAGCCGGAUCUAUCAGAGAACCCGUACGCCUGCACAGCCAAUGAGGAGCUGUUCUUGGACGACCCGAAGAAAACAUUACGAGGAUACUUUGAGAGGGAAGGUUUAGAAUUGGUGUAUGAUUGUGAUGAACGAGGAAUCGGUCAAUUUCUAUGCAGAGUGGAACUCCCUCUAGAUGAUUCUAGAGGCAGGCCGUUAGUAGCUGAAGUACUUCACAAGGGAAAGAAAAAAGAGGCUGUUGUGGCGUGUGCUCUGGAGGCUUGUAGGAUAUUAGAUAGAGCGGGGCUGUUACGACAAGCUAGACAUGAAUCCCGCCGUAAGAAACAACGCGAUUGGUCAGCGGAUGACUACUACGAUUCAGAUGAAGACACCUUCCUGGACAGAACCGGGAGUGUGGAGAAGAAGCGACAGGCCCGUAUGGAGAAGAACGGACUCAAAGAAGCGGAGAAACCUUUGACAUAUGAAGAUUUGCUAAAACAAAUAACAGAUAUUGAGAAUAAAAUAGCUACAGAAGAAAAGCUUCUAGAAGGACUGAGAGCUAACAAGAAGAAUGAAAUAGUGAAUGAUGAAGAAGAUGCAUUAGAUAAAUACAUGAACACUCUACACACAGGGCAGAGUAUGGCGCAGAAGGCUGAAAUAUCUAAAGCUAAGAUGAGCAUACAGAAGCUGAAAGCGGAUCUAUCAAAAGCCCGUCGUCUGUGUGAACUAGCUCGCCCCGCGGAUGCUCCUCCUCUUCUCAAGAAGAAUAACUCGCCCGCCGUCAAACAGACACACGACGUUAUAUAUGGCAAGAGGAUACGGUUAAAAGACGAUAAACCAAAACCCAAAAUCAUUAAACAGAGCAAGCAAGAAGAAGAAUUUGUUGAGGAAAUGGAUUCGGAUGAAGAUGAAACAAAAUGUACAACCAUCGAGAAAAAUGAAACAAAAUCUGAAAAUCCGAUCAAAAAAGAGACUUCGGUUGAAAAUAAGAAAUUAUACGGACCUAUGAGACCUCCGGAGAAUUACGUUGUACCUGAAAAUUAUUUUGACCAAGAAACAGACAGAGAUCUACCGGAAAUUGAAGAAAAAGUUGAAUAA